AUGCUUCAGCAGCCGGAUUUGUUAGCAAUCCUGCAAGCUUGGAAGAUGUUGUGCACUGGACCCUUUUCGAGCCCCAAAGCAUCCUAUGCCUUGCUUGCAUUUCACAAGUCCAUUGUGGAUUAUAGUCUAUUGAGGCUUCUUUGGUGCGGGUGGGCUACCUACGUAGAAGCAAAAGCUCGAUUGACAACAGGAAGCUCAAAGGCCACCUCCUUGCUGAAGAAGCUCAGAAAUUGGUGCACGCUUUCGCAUGUUUUCUCCGAUUGGCAAGCUGCCACAGCAAAGGUGAAGGCUGCAGUUUGUGAAGAAGGGCUCCGCUGCGGCAGGUUCGCAGCAGGGCACUGGAUCCGAGAGCUGGAGAAAGCUGAUCUCAGUCUAGUCCUGCUUGCGUGGCGCUUUUGCCAUAGCGAACAAGUGCUGUACGCGAAGCUACAGAGGCUAUUCGCAAGCAAAGAGCGACAAGUAACAGACCACUCCAGACUCAAAGCAGAGCGAUCUCUUCGUGCUGCAUCUGCGGCGGUUCUUCGGAGCCGGAGGAACACAAACUAUUUACUGUACUUCAUGGCCUGGCGUGACGCUGUGGAUAAACAUGAAGAGGCUUUGCAAAAUUCCGAGGCGCAGCACGCAGCUGCAUAUCGACAAGGUGCUUGCAAGGCGGCAACACUUCUCCAAGACGAGCCAUGUGCGCCAUUGACAUUUCGGCGAGGAGCUUUGCUGCAGCUUUGCUGGGGCGCCUGGCGCAACAGCAGUGCAGGCAAACUACUUUGGACUUUGAGAUCUGUGUUCAGGGCCCACGAAGCACAAUCCAUAGUACGGACAACGUUUUCAGCUUGGAAGCACGAGUGCAGGACAUGCCAAAGUCUGCUGAGGGAUGAACAGUCAAAGGUCAAGUUCGUGCGGCUGUGUUUGGCAGCUGCUUUCUUUGGCUGGCAACUAGUGUCCUCCGCUUCAAGCUUCUUGCGCAAAGUCGUACAGGCCACUGCUGACGCUAGAUGUCAAGCGGCCAGUGUAGAGGUGUUGUCCGUGGUGGUGAAGGAAUGGGGGGUGCUGACCAAAGAAGUUCGUGCCACUCCAACUCAAAUAAAGAAGGCAAUGCUUCAGCAGCCGGACCUGUUUGCAAUUCUGGAAGCUUGGAAGAUGUUAUGCGCUGGGUCUUUUGCAAGUUGCAGCGCAUCUUGUGCGUUGCUUGCCUUUCACAAAUCCGUUGUCGAUUAUAGCUUCUUGCGGCUUGUUUGGUGUGGAUGGGCCACCUACGUUGAAGCAAGAGUACAUUUGAUGACCAGAUGUUCAAAGGCUACAUCCUUGCUGGAAAAGUUCAGGAGGUGGACCACACUGGCGCAAGCUUUCUCCAAUUGGCAAGCUGUGAAAGCUGCUGGAGUGCUUCGCUCCGGCAGGCUUGCAACAGCAGAGCACUGGACACGAGAGCUAGAGAAAGCUGACCUGAGCCAAGUCCUGCUGGCCUGGCGCUUCUGCCAUAGCGAACAAGUGCUGUACGCGAAGCUACAGAGGCUAUUCGCAAGCAAAGAGCGACAAGUAACAGACCACUCCAGACUCAAAGCAGAGCGAUCUCUUCGUGCUGCAUCUGCGGCGGUUCUUCGGAGCCGGAGGAACACAAACUAUUUACUGUACUUCAUGGCCUGGCGUGACGCUGUGGAUAAACAUGAAGAGGCUUUGCAAAAUUCCGAGGCGCAGCACGCAGCUGCAUAUCGACAAGGUGCUUGCAAGGCGGCAAAACUUCUCCUUGAAAACGGGCAAUGCUUUUUGCAGACAUUUCGAGGAGGAGCUUUACUGCGUUUUUGCUGGGGUGCCUGGCGCAACGGCUAUGCAGGCAAGCUACUUCGGACUUUGGGAUCAGUGUUCAGAGCCCAUGAAGCGCAAUCCAAAAGAUGGAUGGUAUGGGUGACGCUUUCAGCUUGGAAGCAAGAGUGCUGCAAGAGCUCGCUUCUGGCAGAAGAGUCUGUGGCCUUGGUCGCAUCCACUCGCCUGUCCAAAAAGUACUAUUUCACCGCGUGGCAGGCCGCUACGCAGCGCCGGGUUGCCGACGAGUCAGUGGAGGCUCUGUCGCGUCAGCUUGCGGAGGGAAUGCAGAUUGCUGUUGCGUGCACUUCUGCAGCCUUGAAGCAAGGCUACAGUUUGCUGCUUCAGCAUGCCUGGGAUGCUUGGAUUCAGGCUUUGCCUCGGAUGCUUCGCCUUACCACUUCAGGGGCCUUGUCUGUGCCACCGUUGCCCUUAAAGACAUCAUGGCGGAGAGAGGAUUUGAGCUUGCAAAGAGCCAUGCUGCUCGCCUGGCAUUCGGCAGCUGUGGUGGAAGUGUUGCCGGCCAAGCUGGCACAUGAAGUGAGACUGCAAAUAUCUCCUUUGAGGGCAUCGUGGCUAAGAGAGGACUUGCAGUUCCAGCGGGCCAUACUAUUCGCUUGGCACAUGGCGGUGCUCGUGGUUGAGUAUUCAUCCGACUUGCGGCUGCUUCAGCAGCGGUUGACGUCUGCUGCAUCUCAUGUCUUCCGCGUGACGACAUGCCAGCAGGCCGAGCAGUCAGAGGGCUGGAUGCGGAGAAUUUUGCUUUGCUGGCGAGUAUCAACCUUGCAGCGGUCACAGGAACAAGUCCGUCGUUUGAUUGGUAGCCUUCAAGCAGCAGAGAAGGUAUCCGAGUCAUCAUGGAGCAGCGAUCAAUCAAGGGCCUCGCAGUUGGUUGAACUGCGUCAGGUGUUCAAUGCCUGGCAGAGAGCAUGCAUGCAGGGCGAGCAAGCUCUGGAGGACGAGCGCAGCUUCAUGCUCCGGGAGCUGACCAGGCUCCAAGAAGAGAGCCGGCAUCGUGCUAUUGAUAUGCUUGAUGUCAUGACUUUGUCCAGAGAAGCAGUAGCUUUGGCAGCAGAGGUACCUCAAUAA
Molecule: messenger RNA, 2883 nt
Organism: Durusdinium trenchii
Lineage: Eukaryota; Dinophyceae; Suessiales; Symbiodiniaceae
Source: the annotation of a GenBank genome assembly